Messenger RNA from Nannospalax galili (Upper Galilee mountains blind mole rat), 582 nucleotides. Its product is annotated as transforming protein RhoA-like. The record is from RefSeq and is a predicted model, not a curated record. Gene Ontology annotation, cellular component: cleavage furrow; dendritic spine. Lineage: Eukaryota; Metazoa; Chordata; Mammalia; Rodentia; Spalacidae. Gene Ontology annotation, biological process: cell migration; small GTPase-mediated signal transduction; stress fiber assembly. The transcript has a single exon. Gene Ontology annotation, molecular function: GTPase activity; GTP binding. The coding region runs from base 1 to 582 and encodes 193 amino acids.
AUGGCCACCAUUAGGAAGAAACUGGUGAUUGUUGGUGAUGAAAAUAGUGGCAAGACCUGCUUACUCAUAAUCUUCAGCAAGGACCAGUUCCCAGAAGUUUAUGUGCCCACCGUGUUUGAGAACUAUGUGGCAGAUAUUGAACUGGAUGAAAAACAGGUCGAGUUGGCCUUGUGGGACACAGCUGGACAAGAAUAUUACGAUCGCCUGAGGCCUCUCUCCUAUCCAGACACUGAUGUUAUAUUGAUGUGUUUCUCCAUUGGCAGCCCUGAUAGUUUAGACAGCAUCCCAAGAAAAUGGGUUCCAGAAGCCAAGCACUUCUGUCCCAGUGUGCCCAUCAUCCUGGUUGGGAACAAGAAGGAUCUUCGGAAUGACUCUUUAGCAAGACGGGCUUUAGCUAAGAGGAAGCAGGAGCCGGUAAAAUCUGAGCAAGGCAGAGAUAUGGCGAACAAGAUUGGCGCUUUGGUGUACAUGGAGUGUUCAGCAAAGACCGAAGAAGGUGUGAGGGAGGUUUUUGAAACAGCUGCAAGAGCUGCUUUACAAACCAGACUUAGGAAGACAAAAUCUGGGUGUCUUGUGUUGUGA